UCCUACCUUUUCUCCCUCCCUCCCUCUGUCUCUCUCUCUCUCCCCCUCUCCCCCUCUCUCCCCGUCGUACUAAUUGUUUUCCUCUUGCUUUCUCCUCCUUCCGACCAGGAUUUCGCUUUGCGGCUUUUUGUGUCUUGCUGUUUUCUGCCGUCUGUGGUCGGCUCCUGCGAGGACUCUCGUUUGAGCUCCUGACCGUAGGAUUUGGCUCUCGGCCGCCUCCAGAAGGGAGGAGCUCCGAGAUCUUGUCCGGAGGGGAUGUAACUUUGGUUCCUGCGAUUGUCUUGCUUGGGAGCUUGUUUGGUUGCUUGUGAAAAAUACAUCUUUGCUUCGGAGCAAAUAUAUGAACAUACUUUUGGGUCUUCUUGGAUUUGAUCCUGGCAGAUAGCAUGCUUGGAAUCUGUUUUUCAGGUGAUGCUCCUGACACGUCUUACCACCGAUGUAUUUGGUAUACUGACAAUUUCCCUAGUCUUGCUCGCGGUUGUCCUUGGUCUAGUAUGCAUAUUCCACUCCUUGUACUUCCAAUUUUGCAUCAGGAGAAGGCAUUAUCCGCAGCUGAACUACUUUAAUGGGCCCUGGGUUAGCCGUAUUAUUCUAAUUAUAAUCUGUAUUUGGUGGGGUUUUGGAGAGAUCAUCAGGCUGAGUUACCUGAAAUCUAAAAUUGUCUCUGAUCAACCAUGGCAGAAAACUAUCUGCAAGUUCUAUGUCGUUUCAAAUUUAGGAUUUGCAGAACCAAGCAUGUUUCUUUUGCUAUCAUUCCUUCUGCAUGCUGCAUUGCAGGAGUCUGGCACACUUAGUCCUCGAUGGAACAGAAAGACCCUAAGUUAUGUGCUUCUUUGUUGCAUUCCGAUUCUUUCCAUGCACUUUGCCCUUGUUUCAUUUGGACCAAAGUAUAACAAUGAAGAGAGCAGUGCCAAGAAAAGAAACAUAGCAAAGUUCUUCAGAUAUGUUGGUUCUUCAUCAAAUGGUGACACUAUAUGCAUGUAUCCCCUACUAAGCACUAUAAUUCUUGCGUGCUUUUAUGUUCUGCUGAUUGGCUAUGUUAUAUACAUUUGCACAAGGCUGUUGUCUUUGGUUAUCAACCAAGGUCUGCGUCGGAGGAUUUAUGUGCUGGUAACGCCAGUAAUCAUUCUUCCAUCCAGGGCUGCUCUUCUCUCACUGUCCAUUCUUCCUCCACCAGGCAAUUGGCUGUAUGAAGGCAUUGUGUUUUUAGCGUUCUUUGUUCUGCUAUCUUCCAUCACGGUUGGGGUAUUCAUGCUGGUAUAUUUCCCUGUAGCAGAUUCUUUGGCAUUGAGAAAUGUAGGCCAUGUUGAAACCGAAGGGAUACCAUAUGAUGAUUACUAUUAUGAUGGUGUAUCUCUCAUAUCUAACCAGACCCAUCAAGAUGUAAUCAGUGAUGAAUCUCCCAUGCGUGCCUCCAUACACUUUUAAAGUAUGAAGUCGUAGCAUCAGAGGCUCCAAAGGUAGUUUUCACAUGGCCUUGUAAGACAUUCACUUGACAGGUCAAUCAUAACAGCCAGAGAACAUGCUUCACCAUAGGAAGACUCCAAGUUCUUGUUUUCAAGACCUUUAUUAUUUGAAGGUUCUACAGUUUUGGAUGGAUGGAGAUUGUAAAAGAUAAAAGAUAUUAUGAAGCAAUACUGUUGAAACAUGGUUUGCCUUUUGCUCAAUUGGAUUAACUUUGCUAUUUUUCUAUCAUCCUAUUCUCUUCUGCUGCCUCUUGAUUCUGUAACAUUACUUACUAUGCUUUAGUCGGAUAAUAUCAGUGUUUCAAUGUUUCUCAGCACACUUUUGACAAAA
Messenger RNA from Zingiber officinale, 1797 nucleotides. RefSeq lists its product as uncharacterized. Bases 412 to 1428 code for a protein of 338 amino acids. NCBI's taxonomy places the organism in Eukaryota, Viridiplantae, Streptophyta, Magnoliopsida, Zingiberales, Zingiberaceae. The transcript has 2 exons. The record is from RefSeq and is a predicted model, not a curated record.